AUGUACUUCUUCCUCUACAACCUGUCCUUCAGUGACAUCUGCUUCAGCACCGGCACAGUACCUAGGAUGCUGAUGAAUAUCCAGAGACACAGCAAGGCCAUCAGUUACACAGACUACCUCACCCAGGUCUGCUUUGUCCUGGUUUUUGCUGGAGUGGAAAACUUUCUCCUUGCAGCAAUGGCUUAUGAUCCUUAUGUGGCCAUCUGCCAUCUACUCAGGUACUCAGUCAUCAUGAACCCCCGCCUCUGUGUCCUACUGAUUGUAUUGUCCUUAACCAUUAUCAUUAUUUAUGGCCUGCUUCACAGUCUGAUGGUGCUGAGGUUGUCCUUCUGCACAAACCUGGAGAUCCCCCACUUCUUCUGUGAACUUGAUCAGGUCAUCAAACUGGCCUGUUCAGAUACCCUCAUCAAUAACAUCCUAUUCUAUUUAGUGUCUGGCAUAUAA
Molecule: messenger RNA, 444 nt
Organism: Sciurus carolinensis (gray squirrel)
Lineage: Eukaryota; Metazoa; Chordata; Mammalia; Rodentia; Sciuridae
Product: olfactory receptor 7G2-like
Exons: 1
Coding region: 1-444 (147 amino acids)
Biological process (GO): G protein-coupled receptor signaling pathway
Cellular component (GO): membrane
Molecular function (GO): olfactory receptor activity
Source: RefSeq, a predicted model, not a curated record